AGUGAUGUCCACCACGUCAUGCUGUGUCGUUGUGUCGUUGCUGUGUGUUGUGCGUGUCGAUGUCAUUCAUCGUGUUGACCACGUCAUGCUGUGUCGUUGUGUCGUUGCUGUGUGUUGUGCGCGUCGAUGUCAUUCAUCGUGUCGACCACGUCAUGCUGUGUUGCUAUGCGUUCAUAGUCGUCCACUGUUCUCUCUCCUAUUUACAGUUCUUUGUUCAUCACCAUGGCGACUUCUGCUUCAUUUCACGGCGUUGUUGGUAUUCAAAAUGGAAGCAGAUAUCAGAUCGACAGAAAAAAUUACUGGCGAUACGACGGAUUCAUUGUCACACCAGAAAUGGGCGACGGAAAAUCUGUGCAUUCUCUUCAUCUCUUUGCCAAUGAUGACUUACAACCUCUUCCUGAUGGCGCACGCGCCUUUCCAACAUCAGAAAAACUCUCCCCCCGGAAAUUACUCUAA
Messenger RNA from Suillus paluster, 456 nucleotides. RefSeq lists its product as uncharacterized. The annotation marks the transcript as partial. The record is from RefSeq and is a predicted model, not a curated record. NCBI's taxonomy places the organism in Eukaryota, Fungi, Basidiomycota, Agaricomycetes, Boletales, Suillaceae. The transcript has 2 exons.